AUGGCAGGCUCAGCACAAAACCCAGGUGACUGGGCUCUACGGCCCUUCUCCAGUAAACCACAGAAGACCAAGCCACACAUACCCUCUUCCUUUCUCUGGACCCGUCUCCUCUUCCUGUUCAUGGGGCUAGGAGCCUCUGGAAAGGACUCAACCCCAACAGUGGUGCCUGGGAUUCUAGGGCGUUCAGUAACUUUCCCCCUGAACAUUUCAGUAGACACAGAGUUUGAGCACGUCACCUGGAAUGGUCCCCAAGGUGCUCUUGCUUUAGCAACUGCAGAAAAACAGAUUUUCUUUAUGGCCAAAAGCUACCAGGACCGACUAACCAUCAGCUGGAACAGUUUCUCCUUGUCUCUCAGCAACCUGACUUUGGGAGAUGCAGGAUCCUACAAAGCCCAGAUAAACCGAAAGACUUCCACAUUCACCACUGACAAGGAAUUUAUGUUGCAUGUCUAUGAGCAGGUGCCGGAGCCUCAAGUCAUCAUGAAGUCUGUGAACAUGUCUGAUAGUGGCUCCUGUAACAUUACCUUGAUUUGCUUUGUGGAGAGGGCAGGGACAAGUGUUCUGUACAGCUGGACCCUGAGGGAUGCUCAUGCUUCUGAAUCCCAUGAGGGCUCCACUUUCAUCAUCCACUGGAGGCUGUGUGACCCAGACCUGCCAUAUAUCUGCACAGCCAGGAACCCAGUCAGCCAGAACACCUCCAGCCCCGUCCAUGCCCGGCAGUUCUGUACAGCUCCAGGAGCCUCCAGAGGAGAGUCAAUGGGGGAGAUGGUGGUGGGGAUCCUGGGGGAGUCAGUCACCCUGCCCCUAACACUCUCGGCCAGUCACUCCGGACAGAAUGUCAUCUGGAUGUUUAACACAUCUAUUAUCAGCAAAGAGCAGAAAGAAGCAGCAACAGCUGAUUCAUUCAUUAAGUUCAAGGAUCCCAACAAGAACUCUAGCCAAGACUACUCCCUGAUGAUUGGCCAGCUAAAGAUGGAGAAUGCUGGCCACUACUAUGCCUAUGUAUGCUCAAAGGCCUCCGGAGUCAUCAGCACAAAACACGUCACCCUGCUCCUCUACGGGAGAUUGAAGAAGCCAAAAAUUACCUGGCAUCCUGGGCUUGCUGAGGAUGGCAUCUGCAGGGUCAGCCUGACAUGCUCAGUGGAGGACAGUGGACACAACGUGACAUAUAGAUGGACCCCCAUACCAAAAGGAACCUUUGAGUCCCAAGGGGGGCCUCACCUCAAUGUCUCCUGGACAAGUGGUGAAAAUCAUCCCAACUUCACAUGCAUCGCCAGCAACCCUGUCAGCAACAGCUCCCAGCAGUUUCUUUCCGGCAACAUCUGUCCAGGGCCCGAGGGAAACACAGAGCUUUACAUUGGGCUCUCCUUGAUGGCCUCCAUCCUGUGCUUUGGGAUCUUCAUCUGGUGCAUUUGGAAGCGAAAAAGACCGUGUUCAGACCCAGCCUCCAACUCCAGCCAUGCUGAAACCCCAACAGACACACCAGGGUGUCAGAAGCUGGACACUUUCCUUAAGACUGCCAAGCAAGAGCAUAGCCCCACCUCCGACAGAAGUUCUGACAGCAGUGAAACAACAAAGAAGGACCAGGAGAGGACUGGCAUAGCCAAGGCUAGAAGACACCAGGAGUAUGACUUGCUCACUCAGGAAAGCACUGGAUCUGACUCAUCAUCUGAGGAGCAAGCAGAGUAUGAUCUCGUCACUCCGGAAAGCAUGGUGCCUGCGUCUGUGGACAACACGGUGUAUACGCAAGUGUUCCUCAACUUGCAGGGAAAGGCCCCAGUUCCUGAGCAGAAAGAGAGUUCAGCCACAAUCUACAGCUGUCUACAGACAUCUCAGAAGGUGAUGCCACCGCCACAACAGAAUGAUCUCGAGUCUCCUGAAAGCCCUACCUAUGAAAAUUUCAUCUGA
This is a messenger RNA of Odobenus rosmarus divergens (Pacific walrus), 1908 nucleotides long. Its product is annotated as lymphocyte antigen 9. Gene Ontology annotation, biological process: T cell activation. Bases 1 to 1908 code for a protein of 635 amino acids. The transcript has 10 exons. Gene Ontology annotation, cellular component: external side of plasma membrane. The record is from RefSeq and is a predicted model, not a curated record. NCBI's taxonomy places the organism in Eukaryota, Metazoa, Chordata, Mammalia, Carnivora, Odobenidae.